Molecule: messenger RNA, 635 nt
Organism: Aspergillus glaucus CBS 516.65
Lineage: Eukaryota; Fungi; Ascomycota; Eurotiomycetes; Eurotiales; Aspergillaceae
Exons: 1
Coding region: 168-635 (155 amino acids)
Source: RefSeq, a predicted model, not a curated record
GCUAUAGGCAUUUAGCCGUUAAAGAACUGGCCGUGGUAUUUACCUUUUCGUAGGACCUAUAUAGGCCAUCAUCCCAUCCUCCCGACAUACCCUAAAUACAACUGCCAAUCUCAUCUACAAUCCUAUAAAACAUCCACAAUCAACUCCCCUCAAAAAUCAAGCCGAAAAUGCCCCGCCAAAAAUCCCUUUCCCCGGGAAGCUGCACCCUCCGCCUAACCAACAUAACCACCCUCCCCCCAUCCCAGAAAGCCGCCCUCAUAUCCUCCAUCGCCAAUGACAUAAAAGCCACAUUCAUCUACAUCGCCAAGCAAUCCGAAGCCGGAAACCUAGGCCCCCACAAUACAGCGCCUCUAGACGACGUCGUCGCUACGAUCAGAGACACGGCUGUUUCGGAAAGACGAAUGCUGGAGAAGAAACUUGAGAAGACGGAACGACGGGUUAGGAUGUUGAAGAGGGAGCAGAAGUGGAUGCAGAAGGAGUUUGGAGAGGUUAUGAAGAGAGUUGAGAUGGUUAGUGGGAAGUGGAAGGAGAAGAUUGAGAGGUUACGGGGGAGGGUGGAGGGAUUGCAGAGGGAGUUGGCGUCGGGGAGGAAGGGGGAGAUGGUGGAGCGGAAGGGGGGAGAGGAUAAGGCGUGA